AUGCGGCUCACUAUCAUAAUGCCGAGCCGCAGUGGCUUCCGCCUUGACGUACCGCGUCUGCUGAUGCUCAUAAGGCCCAAGGGACCUCUGCCUUGUCAAAACGCGUCUGCUGCUGACUUGGCGGUACCGCGUCUGCUGCUCACUUGGCAUACCGCAUCUGACGCUGCUGCCUUGGCGUACCGCACCCACCUUUCCUUGAGGCCUGUCUUUAAACUAGGGAGCCGUGGCUUUCGUAGUCUUAGCGCGGUGAACAAUGUUCCGGUGACGACUGAACAGGCAACGACUGAACAGGCGCCUGCCAACAACGACACCAGCGGCCACGCGCCACUACCGCGGACCUCCAGCCUGCAGAUGAACGCAGCUGUUCCAGUGGCUGGCGCUUAUGCAUCACCUGCUGCGUAUGGCACACGUAGCACAAGCGCGCGCCGUGGGGCAAUCACCAACGCCACGGCUGUUGGUGGUUCCCCUCAGCAGGCGGGGCAGCGUCAGCAAUCGGCCGCCACUGGUGGUCGUUCCUCGCAGCAGGCACGGCAGCCCCUUCCUACCGCCGCCGCUGCUGGUCGUUCACUGCAGCAGGGGGGUGUGCAUCACUCCUCCGCCUCUGCUGACGGUGCAUCACAGCUGCAGGGUUCUCCUCCCCUUCCUACCGCCGCCGCUGCUGGCUUCUCGCAUCAGCAGGAGCCGCUGCAUCACUCCUCUGCCACUUGUGCCGGUGCAUCACAGCUGCAGGGUUCUCCUCCCCUUCCUACCGCCGCUGCUGCUGGCUACUCGCAUCAGCAGGAGCUGAUGCAUCACUCCUCUGCCGCUGCUGCCGGUGCUUCACAGCUGCAGGGUCCUCCUCCCCUUCCUACCGCCGCCGCUGCUGGUCGUUCACUGCAGCAGGGGGGUGUGCAUCACUCCUCCGCCUCUGCUGACGGUGCAUCACAGCUGCAGGGUUCUCCUCCCCUUCCUACCGCCGCCGUUGCUGGCUUCUCGCAUCAGCAGGAGCCGCUGCAUCACUCCUCUGCCACUUGUGCCGGUGCAUCACAGCUGCAGGGUUCUCCUCCCCUUCCUACCGCCGCUGCUGCUGGCUACUCGCAUCAGCAGGAGCUGAUGCAUCACUCCUCUGCCGCUGCUGCCGGUGCUUCACAGCUGCAGGGUCCUCCUCCCCUUCCUACCGCCGCCGCUGCUAGUCGUUCACUGCAGCAGGGGGGUGUGCAUCACUCCUCCGCCUCUGCUGACGGUGCAUCACAGCUGCAGGGUUCUCCUCCCCUUCCUACCGCCGCCGCUGCUGGCUUCUCGCAUCAGCAGGAGCCGCUGCAUCACUCCUCUGCCACUUGUGCCGGUGCAUCACAGCUGCAGGGUUCUCCUCCCCUUCCUACCGCCGCUGCUGCUGGCUACUCGCAUCAGCAGGAGCUGAUGCAUCACUCCUCUGCCGCUGCUGCCGGUGCUUCACAGCUGCAGGGUCCUCCUCCCCUUCCUACCGCCGCCGCUGCUGGUCGUUCACUGCAGCAGGGGGGUGUGCAUCACUCCUCCGCCUCUGCUGACGGUGCAUCACAGCUGCAGGGUCCACCUCCCCUUCCUACCGCCGCUACUGCUGGCUACUCGCAUCAGCAGGAGCUGAUGCAUCACUCCUCUGCCGCUGCUGACGGUGCUUCACAGCUGCAGGGUUCUCCUCCCCUUCAUACCGCCGCCGCUGCUGGAUACUCGAGUCAGCAGGAGCUGCUGCAUCACUCCUCUGCCGCUGCUGCCGGUGCCUCACAGCUGCAGGGUUCUCCUCCCCGUCCUACCGCCGCCGCUGUUGGAUACUCGAGUCAGCAGGAGCCGCUGCAUCACUCCUCUGCCGCUGCUGCCGGUGCCUCACAGCUGCAGGGUUCUCCUCCCCUUCCUACCGCCGCCGCUGCUGGAUACUCGAGUCAGCAGGAGCCGCUGCAUCACUCCUCUGCCGCUGCUGCCGGUGCUUCACUGCUGCAGGGUCCUCCUCCCCUUCCUACCCCCGCCGCUGCUGGCUACUCGCCUCAGCAGGAGGACCUGCAUCUGCCUACCGCUGCCUCUGCUUUUGAUAUCUGGCUGCAGGGACCUCCUCCCCUUCCUACCACCGCUGAUGCUGGUUUCGCUGCUGAGCAGGGGGGAAUGCAUCAGUUUACAGCUGCCGCUGAUCCUGGGUGCGUCUCGCAUGAACCUCAGCCUCUUGCCUCCGCUGCAGCAGCUGGUCAGUACACUCAACAGGGUAGUAACCAGUACACAACAAAUGCCGCCACCGUAGCAGCUCCAUUCGACAAUAGCCAGCCGCCCAGCAGGCCUAUCAGCCCUCCCUCUGCCCAUCGUAUGGAGGGAAUGGCAACUGAGGAUGGUCCAUCCUCUCCAUUUGCGCUGCCGAACCAUACUAGAGUACCUACAAGGGGGGUAGUGGCAAACCCUGCACCGGAAAGAGAGCCUGUUUAUGUGGCCGCCUUCCAGACUCACCUCGGGGAAACUUUGGGCCCAGCACCACCCACGGGAGACGGUGCUGCUGUUGGAAGGGCAGAGUUCGAUGCCAUGAUGGCGGAGGUUAGACGGCUGCAACGUGAGAACCUGACCUUGCAGAAUCAGGUUGCAGCAUACGGUCGUUCACAAUCACCAUCCCCGUCAUCAUCUUCCGAUGAUGACGACGAACAUGCAUCCCCCCGAGCACCACCCUCCCAACCCCUAGGUGUCCCGGCUCAGAGGGCGCAGCCGCAAGUGAUCCUUGCCAACCGGCGUACUGUGGGAACAGCAGUUGGCGAGGCACACAACAUGGGCAUCGCUCCGGACUACAACACAAUUGCGCCGGAUCUCGAACCGUUCGCGACAAAGUUGGCCGCAGCCAUGAAGACGAUUCCACCUGCUAAUGGUGGCUUGUAUGUGCGCAUUGGAGGUGGUGCAGGGCUGCCACCUCACCUCUGUGGGCUAUGCAUUGGCUGGGGCCUCCUCUCUGUAGUGCCCCUACUAAUGGUUCCCCCCCCUUGUGUUUUUCCCCCCAUCGUUUGUCUCUGCAGGUGCUCAUUGGAGGUGGUGCAGGGAUGCCACUUCACCUCUGUGCACAUUGGAGGUGGUGCAGGGCUGCCACUUCACCUCUGUGGGCUAUGCAUUGGCUGGGGCCUCCUCUCUGUAGUGCCCCUACUAAUGGUUCCCCCCCGUGUGUUUUUCCCCCCAUCGUUUGUCUCUGCAGUGCGCAUUGGAGAUGGUGCAGGGCUGCCACUUCACCUCUGUGGGCUAUGCAUUGGCUGGGGCCUCCUCUCUGUAGUGCCCCUACUCAUGGCUCCCCCCCCUUGUGUUUUUCCACCCAUCGUUUGUCUCUGCAGGUGCGCAUUGGAGGUGGUGCAGGGAUGCCACUUCACCUCUGUGGGCUAUGCAUUGGCUGGGGCCUCCUCUCUGUGGUGCCCCUACUCAUGGCUCCCCCCCCUUGUGUUUUUCCCCCCAUCGUUUGUCUCUGCAGGUGCGCAUUGGAGGUGCGCAUUGGAGGUGGUGCAGGGCUGCCACUUCACCUCUGUGCGCAUUGGAGGUGGUGCAGGGCUGCCACUUCACCUCUGUGGGCUAUGCAUUGGCUGGGGCCUCCUCUCUGUAGUGCCCCUACUAAUGGUUCCCCCCCGUGUGUUUUUCCCCCCAUCGUUUGUGCGCAUUGGAGGUGGUGCAGGGCUGCCACUUCACCUCUGUGGGCUAUGCAUUGGCUGGGGCCUCCUCUCUGUAGUGCGCCUACUACUGGUUCCCCCCCGUGUGUUUUUCCCCCCAUCGUUUGUCUCUGCAGGUGCCCUCACAAGGUGCUCAUUGGAGGUGGUGCAGGGAUGCCACUUCACCUCUGUGCGCAUUGGAGGUGGUGCAGGGAUGCCACUUCACCUCUGUGGGCUAUGCAUUGGCUGGGGCCUCCUCUCUGUAGUGCCCCUACUCAUGGCUCCCCCCCCUUGUGUUUUUCCCCCCAUCGUUUGUCUCUGCAGGUGCGCAUUGGAGAUGGUGCGCAUUGGAGGUGGUGCAGGGCUGCCACUUCACCUCUGUGGGCUAUGCAUUGGCUGGGGCCUCCUUUCUGUGCGCAUUGGAGGUGGUGCAGGGCUGCCACUUCACCUCUGUGGGCUAUGCAUUGGCUGGGGCCUCCUCUCUGUAGUGCCCCUACUCAUGGCUCCCCCCCCUUGUGUUUUUCCCCCCAUCGUUUGUCUCUGCAGUGCCCCUACUAAUGGUUCCCCCCCGUGUGUUUUCCCCGCCAUCGUUUGUCUCUGCAAGUGCGCAUUGGAGGUGGUGCAGGGAUGCCACUUCACCUCUGUGCGCAUUGGAGGUGGUGCAGGGCUGCCACUUCACCUCUGUGGGCUAUGCAUUGGCUGGGGCCUCCUCUCUGUAGUGCCCCUACUCAUGGCUUCCCCCCCUUGUGUUUUUCCCCCAUCGUUUGUCUCUGCAGUGCGCAUUGGAGGUGGUGCAGGGCUGCCACUUCACCUCUGUGGGCUAUGCAUUGGCUGGGGCCUCCUCUCUGUAGUGCCCCUACUCAUGGCUCCCCCCCCUUGUGUUUUUCCCCCCAUCGUUUGUCUCUGCAGGUGCGCAUUGGAGGUGGUGCAGGGCUGCAUCCUCACUUCUAUGGGCUACGCAUUGGUGCGCCUUGUAGUGAAUGGGUCAUUCGGACUACUGACGUGGCAUGUGAACCGCCGUGGUGUGCCGUUUGCGACAGCGGUUUUUGUCCGAAGCAUCGCUGCGUCGUUUGCUCGUCCAGGGCACUCGGUGGUGGUGCUGAAAGUGAUUCAUAUCGCAUUUUGGCUGUUCGGGACUCGAAUCUCUGGCGGUUGGCACGCCGGGGAAGGUAGCAGGCGCAUAGUAAGGGGCGCAGAGAGCGGAGCAGGGGGAGUAGCGAGUGACGGUCGAGGAGGGGAAGGAGCAGGCGGACGAGCGGACACACGAAGGGGAAAAGAGGUGCAGGAGAGGGCGGAAGGCGCAAGAUCAACACGGGAGAUGGCAGACGCAGAGGCUGAUGCGCGUGCGUUUGCUGCAGCAGAGGAGGCUGCAGCUGCCGCCACUGGCUCUGCUGCCAGUGGCCCUACAGGGAGUCACGCGGAGGAGGAGGAGGAAGCGCCUGUGUCACCGCGGUCCCCAACGCCACUGCCAACAGCGCAUGUGGAGGUGGAGGAGGCGGAGGUGGCAUCGAAGCAGGAGCUGGUGGCCCUGCUGAAGCAGCACGAGGCCACGCGCACCAAUGUGUUCCUGCUCUUCCUCGCAGACCACGUGCCCUCCACUAACCGCUCCUGGUGCCCUGCUGCCUCCUCUCCCCUGCUCUACACUCCACUGCCCAACUUUCCUCCACCCUUCUCUCCCCACCCUUUCCCCCCCUCCCCUCCCCCCCUCCCCUUCCCCCUUCCCGUUCUUCCACUCGCCUUCUCCCCUCGCCCUCGGUGUGUGCCAGACUGUCGCAAGUCGGAGCCAGUGGUAGCCACAGCAGUCGCCACUCUACGCAGCAACCCCAUCACAGCGCCAGGCCCAGUCCCCACGGCACUACUGGUGCGCGUGUGGGCGGGGGAUCGCCCCACCUGGAAGAGCCCGCUCAACCCCUUCCGCUCGCCCCCGUUUGCUGUCCGGGGCGUGCCCACGCUCAUGCACUGGGACUGGGCGGCCGCUCCUGCUGCUCCUCAUCAAGCUGCCCUGCCUGCUGCAGCUGAUGCAUCGGCUUUGCCUGCUGCUGGUGAUAGUGGUGGUGGGGGGGAUGGGGGGGUGCAGGGUGCGCCGGGGAGGCAGCUAGGGGAGUAUGAGACGCGCAAGGUGCGGCUGGUGAUGGAGCUCAUGGUGCACGCAGGGCAGUGA
This is a messenger RNA of Closterium sp. NIES-65, 5769 nucleotides long. The record is from the annotation of a GenBank genome assembly. NCBI's taxonomy places the organism in Eukaryota, Viridiplantae, Streptophyta, Zygnematophyceae, Desmidiales, Closteriaceae.